GAGUAGAUUCCUGCAAGCCCAAACGUUAUGAAGGCGCUAAGUUAAUUGUUCGAUUUUGCUUCGUGCUUCGUUUAACUGCGGGGAACAACACUGAAUAAGGAAGAUGAGACAACGGUCCCGGAAGUUCUUGCUGCGUUUACUUAAAUUUGGUAUAUCUGACGAAGGUCAAGCUCGGCACAAUUGCACCAUUGCGAGAGCCAUCUAAUUAUGUACUUUGGAAUCAAGCCAAAUUGGUAAUGGACUGUUGACUCUUUGUGUUCACCGACCACCAGGUUAACCUUAACACUGUUUCCUUACGUAAGUAUUGAAAGAUUUGGCUGCAGUCGGAAUCUGAACGUGUAGUCAAACAACGCUGCUCCCCGAGAGUAACCACCGUUUUACCGCGGCAUUUCAACUUUAACGUCCAACUACUUUAAUGGCGACAAUGUGCUUUUGUUUCUUUGUAACGGGAGUGUCUCUCCGGUACCGUUCGUUUCUUCAAAGUUUAUCGUUUAACCAGGUUACGAGCUAAGCGUUCCGAAUGCGCCACGUGUUUGCAGGUGUAAUAUAUAGUUUGUGCUCCAGCCUCAGAAAUGGCGCCGUCUUAUGAAUCUUGAACAUAACCUCGAAGCGACUUUUCAAAUAUAACCGGUUACUCGACAAGUGGGGAAAAAUCGUAAACAUUUUUACUUUUGGCAACUGUUCAAUCUGCACAUGAAUGUCCGUUUGAAUUUAUUCAAAUACGGAACUCGUGACAAGAGGACAAUAUGAGCAUAUCCAAUGGAGUUCUUCACGAGAAAAUUCGGGAAUUACUUCCUGGCCUAUCUCCCAAUAUCACACCGCAAAUAUUAAACAAAUUAUGCGAAGAUGACAGUUUACAGCCAUUUCUGCAAUGGUUUUGCGAGAAUGUCACUCGUGACAAUGUCCUUACGGAAGAGGAGGUUCAAAUAAGGGACCACCUACAAAAAACAGAACAGUGGUUGCAAGGUACUGAAUUGGACGAGGCGCUUGCUGAGGCUACAAGUAAUUGUCCGCAACUGUUAGAAUUAGUUAAAUCAGAAAACUGGAGCUUGGAAAAGCAAAAUACUGACUUAGAAGUGGAGAAGGAAGCCCAUGGAGAAGAUGUAGAUUACCUUCAUAGUUUGGAGACAAGUUUCCAUAAUUUAAAAGAACUAGAAGAAAAACUGGAUGAGAAUCUUGAGGAAGAACAGACUAUGUUAAAAAAGGAUCGCAUUGAAUUGGAUAAAGCUUAUAAUGACUGUGAGGUGGUCUUAGAAAAAUUUGAUACUAGCCACCGAAAUGUAUUUAAAGACGUAAAGCUCCUCGUGGAUGUGUAUGCCAAUGCAGCCGAGAAGCAGAAAGGUCCACAGAUUCUGUAUACGCAAAUGCCCCUGGAGCUUUUUAUUAAAAAAAUGGAAAUGUAUGUUAACUAUCUACUAGUUUACAUAAAAAGACAAUUUGGAAGUGACUCAGAUCUCUCCAGACUUAUGAACGACAGCAAAGAUACUCGUGGUGAAGAAAUGUUACAAGAAUUAUCAAACUGUGAACAAAAAUUAAUGCAAUCUACGGUAGAUGAAGUUUUGGCAAAAACACGCAAUGCUGCUUCCAGUGGCAUCAAGGAAUAUGCCAUUAGUAUUUACAAUAAUGGAAAAUUAAAGAUACCACAGACUCAGGCACAGCUAAGUGCAGAAAUUUUAGAACUAACUGGGAAACGGGAUUACUUGGAAGAGAAUGUGGGGAUUCUGCUCGAAGAACAGUUGAAACCACUGUCAAGAAAUUUUGCUCGGAUGGAAAUAACAAAGAUCAUCUUGAAAGAUGCGGAGGGAAGGCUUCAGCGAAGGAAAGAUCGCCUAGAAAAACUGAGAAUAGUUAAAACUUUUGCUCGAGAGCAUGGUAGCGCGUAUUCCGACCUGCUUUCCAUGCUAAUGAAAUUGCAGUGUCGUCGUCUCGCAGAAAUACGCGAAUUCGCUGCGGAUGCUCACCACUAUCUCACGACCGAAUAUUCCUUGUCCACUAUGAGACGAGAAAGUAUGCAGAAACAACAAAACGAAUAUACCGCCAUACUGGAAGGACCGGUGAAGAACCAAAAUGUGUUCAAUAAAAUAUUUAUGUCAAUGAUACUCGGGAAGGAUAGCGAAGACGCAACUCUGCAUUCCGCAAUAAACCAAUACGACGCCUUGGUUGUGGAAAACAAGCUGAAUCGGGAAUUCUUACUAGGAGCUGAGUUGAAUGGUAAAAUUGCAAGUUUAAAGCCGCUGGAGGAUGCAGUGACUGCACAAUAUGAACACGAGACCCAAGAUGGGGUGACGGUCAGCUUAAAAUCCUCGGCCCCUGAACUCCUAACGCGAAUCCAUAAAACUACGAGCUGCCUGAAGAAGCUCGAUGGAGACCUUAUGACUACAAGAAACAAAUUGAAAGAGAUGAUGAAAAAGUACAACAUCGGUGGAUUCGAGAGGGACAGUCAAAUCCUAUGGCAAUAUUUUUUAGCAGAUCCAGAGAUGGUGCAGUUAAAAUAUAACGAAGCGAAAGUUAGCGCGGAUCGUUCCGUCUUUGCGAACCCUUUGUAACUCCGGCUCGCUUGACUUUCUCGUACAUGAUUCCCAACCUAAUUCACGGUAUACAGGUACAUUAGGACACUAAGAUAUCGCGCCGUCUUCAUAUAAAAAGCUGGCAUUCGUUACAUUUCCACGGAUUUGCUAUUACCUCAGAUUCACCUAUUCGGGGCGUCUCACGCGCAGGGUACCCUCAUGUCUUUUUAUACGAAACGUGAAAGUAAAUUAAAUAUUUAAACGUUAUAAUAUUUACCAUAACCACUCUAGAAUUUUCGGAUAAUACAGAUGCAACUCGCGUUAUAUCUGUAGCGGUCUUUAUUUUCUCCCCCGGCUAAAACUUCCCAGGGCGCCGAUAAAGCGGCGAUAGCGUCUAAAACGAGGGUUCCCUCCCAGCCGUGCGUUUCACCUUCAGUAAAUGGAAAGUCUUUUUCCCGCAUUAGGUAUUCUCAGGCGAGUCGGCGUAAUCCGACAUCUAGAAUUUCUCCUCUCGCGAGCUCGAGGCGUUGCGCUCGCGAAUGGCCGCGCCACCUCGGGCUCAUGAAUGGCUCGUACACUCGGCGCGCCACGAGGGUGUGCACGUCGCCGUAGGACGUAGAACCACGUAGAGUGACGUAGACCGGCGAACCUCUGUCGUAACCUUGAUCCGACCAACCCCCACCCACGUGCCGGUGUCCCGGCUCCGUGAUUGGUCGGGCCGCCGCGGAUCCAUCGGACACGACCGCGACUCCUUAAAUGGCAUUCGUCGAGGUAAUGCCUCUUAUCCGAGACGAUAACGAGAUUAACCUCGAGCUCCCCUAGAACUAAGAAAUCGCCCGAAGAACCACAAUGCCCUUUAAAUGCCACGGUACUUUUCCCUUCGUAAAUCGAUCCAAACCUGCGUUUACAGGACGUUAUAAGGAAAAGGAGCUCGUACCACGGAGCGUGCGUCUACGAGUCCAGUGACGUAGCGAUAAAACCGCAACCUUGAUCCGAGCAACCUCUUUUUCCCGGAGUUCGUCACCGAUAGGGUAGACUCUACCCAGGCACGAGAAGGCUUUUCGGAAGAGAGCUCGACGCCCUCGUUUUCGAAAUCUUGAGGCGAGAGCUCGCCGAAAGGGCAGGAACCGAGAAGAAUAAUGUCAAGGGUCGGGACGUUUUCGGAACGACCCGUACACGAUGCACGGCGAGGCUCUUGCAUUACGGUUCGACCGGUUCCUGCAUAGCGGAGUGGAAUCGAUUUUCCGACGGCCAGAUUUAGCCUCGCCGCCCUCGAGUUCGACCCGAGUGUCCUGGCAAGAAAUCCAGAAAUCUAAUCAGUCUCAACCCCUGCAUCGGGAGGUGCCAGCCUUGGCCGGUUACGGUCGCUAAAAAUAUAAUUAAGAAACGGAAACCAGACGUCACGCAGGCCGCGCUAGCUCGGUCUAGCGUGAUUACUCAGCCCCUUAUCUAUUCCGUAAACAUCGUUACGCAAAAAUAUAUGUAUACGUCACAUAACUAUGUAUCCGGAUGGUGUAUAUCAAGCAAACGACAAGGUCGAGUCGGUUCCGAGGAGGCUCUAAAAUUGGAAUAUCAAAAGUGGGACCCACACCUGCGUGCCUCGCGGUUGUGGGUUAGUCAAGAACGCAUACAAUGAUCACGUAUUAAACAUUCCUUGAAGCAU
This is a messenger RNA of Orussus abietinus, 4170 nucleotides long. RefSeq names its product augmin complex subunit dgt3 (gene dgt3). Lineage: Eukaryota; Metazoa; Arthropoda; Insecta; Hymenoptera; Orussidae. The transcript has 10 exons. The record is from RefSeq and is a predicted model, not a curated record. The coding region runs from base 747 to 2546 and encodes 599 amino acids. Gene Ontology annotation, biological process: spindle assembly; centrosome cycle. Gene Ontology annotation, cellular component: HAUS complex; centrosome; mitotic spindle.